Messenger RNA from Cladophialophora carrionii CBS 160.54, 1404 nucleotides. RefSeq lists its product as uncharacterized. Bases 1 to 1404 code for a protein of 467 amino acids. NCBI's taxonomy places the organism in Eukaryota, Fungi, Ascomycota, Eurotiomycetes, Chaetothyriales, Herpotrichiellaceae. The record is from RefSeq and is a predicted model, not a curated record. The transcript has a single exon.
AUGGCACACAAGCACCUUGGAGAGCGAGCGAGGUCUACCGAACCCCAGAACUGCGCCAACCACCGCACCGUGCAGAAGUCAUUUCUCAACCAGAUAUGCGAAGAUUGUCUGCUCGCAGAGCUUGAUGCUGGGACCAACCCUGAUCGCAAUGUAGAAAACGCACACGAGACUGAGGUUACUGUCCACGGGAGCGGCGAGGGCCUAAUUUGGGAUAGUGAGGUGAAAAUCGAGAUUGAAGGUCACGGACUGGUGUCUCCGACGAGCCCAGCUGUACAGAAUGCUCCUCAACCUAUUAUCGAACCCCUUGACAACAGGCAAAUUUUCGAGAGUCAGGUCCAGAUCACAAUACAGUACGAAGACCACGGUGAGACUGAAGAAGACUUGCGUUCACCGACCUUCACAGCGUCGCCACCCGUCCGUUCCUCGCGCACCUCUUCGGUCGGCAUAUCACCAGCAGGCGCGCGUUACACCCACUCCUGCCAACUCAGGUCACCCAACUACCUGUCCAAGAGGCAUGGGCGUGACUUCCGAAGCAAGCUUUCUGAGCUCGAUGACGCUGAUGACGAGUUCGAGCGCAUGGAACGGUUUUCAGGUAAUCCUCGACAGACAGAGCGAGGACGAGCUUUGACCCGGUCAAACCUACGCAAGGUUGAGAAGAGCGAGCCAGAGGCCGAGAUGCCGGUCGAGUCUGUCAGUGUGCGUACUGCUGGCUGGCCGGGAUCUAGAUUUCACAGCCUCAGGUCCUUAUCCACAACAUUCGUCUCUGUUGUGAGAGGCGACGAGGCGAAAACUGUCCAGACCUCGGCGACCUAUCCGACAAGCAGUUCAUCCUUGUCGGUGCCACGGAUAAGGAACCCCUUCCGCACCAUUCGCAGCCGCAGAAGUUCGCCCCUGAUGCAGGAGUCGAGUUCGCUCUUCCAUGCAUCUUGGAAAGAUUCUCCUGUCAAUCAUGGAUUAGUCUCUGAAGCACAUAAUUUGCAACUCAUGCUGCCUAGGAAAUCGACUUUGAAGGAUCUCACACUCUGUUUGGCAAAAGACCUCAAACGCACAAAGGCGGUGUGGCCGCCGUCCACCGGUACACCUUGUGAACUCCUUCAGAGUCCGAGCAGUAUGGGGAUAUAUAGUGACUGCGACGAUCAGGAGACGGCCUUCUCAGAAACGCAAACGUCGGACUCCCAUUCUGAUACUGCCUUUGAGACCGAUUCAAGAGUCACCAGUCUACACAGCGAAGCGACGCCAGCGCAUUACGGGGAUAGAGAAACCUCGGGCUGCUGCAUGAUCCCGAGCAUUCCGAAACCGUCGACUAUGAACACCCUGCGUGCUGUCAUCGAUGACCUGGGUCUGGGAGUUGAUACUCAAGGUGCUUGUCCGUCACAGGGCCCGAUCGCACCAGAUGUAAGGUAG